Molecule: messenger RNA, 5412 nt
Organism: Closterium sp. NIES-65
Lineage: Eukaryota; Viridiplantae; Streptophyta; Zygnematophyceae; Desmidiales; Closteriaceae
Source: the annotation of a GenBank genome assembly
AUGACAUCGCGAAUGACGUCGCAAAUGACUUCGCAAGCACCGCAUCCCUCAAUCCGCGCGCCAGCCGCCGCUUUGCACAUCGACCUUCCCCCGAGUCCGCGUUCCCCGUCGUCCCGCCGCCGUUCCGCCCCCCGUCGGCCCCCCCUUGCGCCUCCGCAAGUCGCCCAGCCCUCCCUAUCGGACCCCGCGGAAGCUCCCGCGGAGGUUUUUGUGCGCUUCCCGCAGCCCACUGCUCCGCCAUUGCGCUCCCCCGCCACGCCCGCGCGCGUAAAACCUUCGGCUUUUGGUCCCCCCGCCGCCGAUACGCACCCAAAUAGCCCCGGCUCACGACCUUCCCCCCGUCCCCCCUUUCCCCGCGUUUUUUCCCCUCGCUCCGCACCAUCCCCCGCCUUCUCCGAGAAGCUCUCCCCCAGCGCGCAACUUUCCGCCAGCGCGCCUUCCGCCACUGCGCAGUCCCCCGAUUUUUCCUCCGCGCGCGCGCAGUUUCCCGCUUCCUUAGACGCGCCUUCCCCCGGCGGCAGUCACAGUCAGGCGGGCGUUUCCCCGGGCAGCAGCACGAGCCAAUCGACAGGUGCCACGUGGCGGCCCGCGCAGGUGCGCGCGCAUCCAAGCAGGAACGCGAGGAGCGCAUUUCGACAAUCGCAGUUGAGAAGCGGCGACGCGCAGCCGCCCUUUCUGGCGCCAGAUGCGGCGGAAAAAGAGGGGACGGGAGAAAGCGCGAGAAAGAGAACUGGAAGAAGGGGAUUGAAAAAGGGAGAGGCGGAGGAGGUGGCGGAUAAAGCGGCGACAAGAGCGGAAGCAGGGAAAGGCAGGAUAGGAGAACGAACGGAAAACGGGGAAGGAGGGGGGAGAGGAACCGGCUCGUCCCAGUUAACUCAGGGGAAAGGCUCGGCGCAGCUGAGUCAAGGCACAGGGGAUGGUGAUGGCUCUGUGCUGUGGGUGUGUGAACCGUCAGCACGUGAUAUGGAUCGAGCAGCAGCAGUUGGGGCGGAUCUAACUCUGAACGGUGCAGAUCGAGUCUUGGACGGUGCAUAUCGAGCAGUGGACGGUAUGGAUCUUGCAUGGAUCGAAGCUUGUGGGAAGGAUUCCUUGGGGCAUGGCCAUGGCGAUCCAGCCAUCACCCGUGCUGCCACUGCUGCUGCCGCUGCUGCUGCUGGUGCUGCUGCAUCUGCUUCUCCUGUUCCCCCUUCAGCUCCACUCACUCCCCACUCCCUCAAACACCCGCCUCUCACUCCCCCCGUCCUCACCCCACGCUCCCCCCUUCCCCCCGACUCCCCCCUUCCCCCCGACUCCCCCUUCCUCCGCGUUCUGGCCUCCCCCCGCCCUCCCCGCGAUUCCCCCUUCCGCCCCCCCCAAAAGCAAAGCUUUCAGUGGCAGCAGGAGCAGCUGCCACGUCAGCUCUCGCCACGUCAGCAGUUCAGUGAGGAGGUCCCAGGGUCUGACGUGGCACACAGACAGUGGGGAGGGGACGAGGAGGAAGGAGGGGAGGGGGAAGAAGGAGAGUGGGAGGAGGAGGAGGAGGAGGAGGAGGAGGAGGAGGAGGAGGAGGAGGAGGAGGAGGAGGAGGAGGAGGAGGAGGAGGAAUGUGAGGGGGAGGAUGAAGAGGAAGAGGAGGAAGAAGAAGAGGAGGAAUGUGAGGGGGAAGAGGAGGAAUGUGAGGGGGAAGAGGAGGAAUGUGAGGGGGAAGAGGAGGAAUGUGGGGGCAAUGAAGGAGAGAGGGACGCGAGGGGAGAGGAGCGAGGGAGCAGGAGGUUACAGAGGAGGGGCAGCUGUGGGGAGGUGGAAAUGCGGAGCGGAAUGGGAGAAGGGUCAGAUGAAAGAGGAGAGAGGGAAGGAGUGAGAGAGGGGCGAGGAAGCAGGAGGCUGCAGAGGAGGGGUAGCUGUGGGGAGGCUGAAAUGCGGGAAGGAAGGGAAGGGUCAGAGGAACAACAGGGGAGUAGCAGGAGGCUUCAGAGGAGGGGCAGUUGUGGGGAAGUUGAAAUGCGGAGUGAGGGCAAGCGGAAUGAGGCAGGGCAGGGAGCCCCCUCUGGUGUGAGCAGGGCUCAGGUGCUUGCUCGAGCGGAGAGCUUAAGAGUGAUGCUUAGAGGUGAACGGCCUGGUUCUGCUGCUGCUGCUGAGAAUGGGGCCUGGGCAAAGGAGCUUGGGCGAGUGGAGAGCUUAAGAGUGACGCUUAAGGGUGCAAGGCCUGCUGCUGCUGGUGGUGGGAAUGAGAAUGGGAGCAGGGAAAAUCAGCUAGGACGAGCGGAGAGUUUAAGAGUGACUCUUAAAAGGGCGCGGCCUUCUAGUGCUACUGCUGGUGGGAAUGGGAGCAGGGAGCUUGGACGAGCGGAGAGUUUAAAAGUGACGCUUAAAGGUGCAAGGCCUGCUAGUGCUGGGGUGGAGGAGAGGAGGGUGGUUGAUACUGGGAUGAAAACGCGAGGAGGGGGGAGAGAAGAGGAGGAGGAGAGAAUGGGGGGAAGAGGGGGAGGAGGACCAAGGGGGAGGGGAUAUGGGAGGGGGAGAGGAGGAAGAGAGGGUAGAGGGGGAAGAGGGCAGAGGGAAGUGGAGGGGGGUAGAGGGAGAGGAGGGAGAGGUGGUUGGUGUGAGAGGAGGCAAAUGGCCCGUGCUUUAAGUAUGCCUGUGGAAAGGGGAGGUGGUAGAGGGGGUGCGGGGAAUGGGGAGGGAGGAGUAAAUGGGAGAACGGAAGAGGGAAGGGGGGUGAGGGGAAGUGUGAGAAGAGAAGACGGAAAUGGGGAGGGGGGAAGUGGGAGAGUGGAAGUGGGAAGGGGUGAGCGGGGUGCGGGGAUGAGUGGGAGACGAGAGGAGUGGAUGGAACAGCAAGGGAUGGAAGGAAGAGAGGGAGAGAAGGGGGAGAAAUCAAGGGGGGACGAAUACGGGGGAAGGGGAAUGGGGAGGCUAGGUAGUGGGGGGAGAGGCAGAGGUGUGGGGAGAGGGAGAGGCGACGGGAGAGGUAGAGGCAAGGAUAGGGAAGGAGGGAGGGAAGGAGUUGGGAGCAGAGGGAGAGGGAGGGGAGGGAGAGGAGGGAGGGGAGAGAGGGGAGGGAGAGGAGGGAGAGGAGGAAUGAGGGAAGGGGGGCAGGAGCGGGGCCUUCGACGUUCCCAUACAGCGGAUAUGGUGAGGGGUGGGCGAGAGCGAGGGGGAGAAGCAGAUGUGGUGAGGAGGAGGCAAGGAUGCAGAGAGAAAGGUGCGUGUGUUGGGAGGCCAGCUUUUAAGACGUCUCAGAAAACAGACCUUCACAGUGGAAGAGAAGACACCUGCUAUGAUCCAGUAACGGGGGAGGGGGGAGAGUGGGAAGAGGAGGAAGAGUGGUUGAAAGGGGAGUGGGAAGAGGAGGAAGAGUGGUUAAAGGGAGAGUGGGAAGAGGAGGGAGAGUGGGAGGAGGAGGAAGAGUGGUUGAAGGGAGAAUGGUCAGGAGAGGAGUUAGGAGAGGGAACGGGUGUUACAGGGAAUGCUGGCGCAACAGUCAGAAAGCCUAUAGCCGAUACUGCCACAUCUACUCCCCCUUCUCCUCCCCCUGCUCCUCCCCCUGCUCCUCCCCCUGCUCCUCCCCCUGCUCCUCCCCCUGCUCCUCCCCCUGCUCCUCCCUCUGCUCUUUCCUUUCCUCCGUCCCCUGCUCCUCCCCCUGCACUUUCCUUUGUUCCUCCCCCUGCUCCUCUCCUUUCUCCUCCCAGUUUUUCCCCCUCGGCACCUUCGCAUGUCUACACUCCCCAUACUCGAGACUCUCAUCCCCACAUGCUCUCACCAUCUGCCACAGCUGCUCUUCCUUCUGCGGUCCCUGCUACUCCAUCUUUCCCCCCCUCCGCAUCUUCUCCGCAUGUCUACACUCCCACUCCCCAAGCUUCAACUCCCCAUGAAACUCCCAUUGUUACUCCCCCUGCCAUUCGCCCUGCUCCCCCUGCCAUUCGCCCUGCUCCCCCUGCUGUCCGGCCAGCUCCCCUUGCCGUUGCUCCUCCAACUGCCCGUCUACUAGACAAUCAGCCCUCUCCAUCCCUGCGCACCCGUCCCCGGAUUCUACGCAAAAUGGCAUCUCUGGGUGCGGUGCAGAGGGUUUCCGAUGACUUGGGUGCGGUGCAGAGGGUUUCCGAUGACUUGGGUGCGGUGCAGAGGGUUUCGGAUGGUUUGGAUGCCUACCGGUUUGGUGAUCUGUAUGCUGCGCCUGUGGCGCAGUACACACUUGCUUCAAAGCCACCUGCUUCUCUUGCGUUGCCUUCAGUGCACGCACCCGCCUCUGCUUCAGCUGUUAGCAAUGCUGCCAGCAGCAAUGCUACAAGCAGCAAUGUUACAAGCAGCAAUGCUACCAGCAGCAGCAGCAGCAGGCGAAUUGCGGUUACCACCGGCACACUUGAUGUUACCAGCGUUAGCAACAGUCUGGUUGUGAGAGCACUCGCCUCGCCUCGAGUGCGCUCUGCCUCUGUUACCAGUGAUGCUACCAGCAUUGUUACCACCAGCGAUGUUGCUAGCACUGCCAGUGCUACCAGCUGUGCCAGUACUGCCGGCAUUCGCAACAGCCUGGUUGUGAGAGCGCUCGCCUCGCCUCGAGUGCGGUCAGCUGUUGCCAGGUCAAAAAAGCAGUGGGAGCAGGAUGAACAGUGCCGGGGUAAUCAUGAGCCAUCGGCAGAGGUGAACAGUCCGCGCCUGCCCAGCCUCCUGGAAUUGGAUGGGGAGGGAGAUGACGGGGAGAAGAUGAGAGCGGGCAAGGCGGAUGGGGAGAGGGCGAAUCGGAAGGAUCGCUUGCAGAAACAGCGGCACCAGCAGCAGCAGCAGCAGCAGCAGCAGCAGCAGCAACACCAGCAACAGCACCGGCAGCAGCAACGGUCGCUCCAGUUGCAGACACACAGCAGCUUCAGAGCCCGUCAGACCCUCCUCUCACCCUCCUCCCUUCCCUCAAUUCCCUCCGAUCCCUCCGAUCCCUCCAAUUUUCCCAUUCCCUCUGCUCCCUCUUUUCCCUCCGACCCUUCUUUUCCCUCCGACCCUGCUACAUCCCCGAAUGGCACUGGUUUGUUUGAAAGUUAUCCACUUAAAACCAUCUCCACCGCUCUAGACACCUCCCCUCGAUCCAUUUAUCCCAAGUCUUCUUCGAAUCCAACCAUCCGAGCCAUUUCCGAGGCACUUCCAAGCCUUCAGCACAGCGUGGUACGGGCUGCCUCACAGCCUGUUCCCAAGGCUUGUCCCGGACCUGUUGCCGAGCCUGGGCACAAGCGGCGGGUGUCUUUCAACUCGGUGGUGCAGGUUCGGAAAAUCACCGAACUUAGCAGCAGCAAUGGGAAAGAGGGGGAGUGUAAGAGUUUGGAUGCUAGGUUGUUUAAGAGUGCAGCUGUCAAUGGGGCAGACGCAGCAUCAAGUAGAAAUGGAGCAGCAAAAACAGGAAUGGCAGGAGCAAGAGCAAGCGCAGCUACAGGAACAGGUCUAUGA